GCUGUCACUGAUCCCUCCAACCCGCCUCUCAUCGCACCUCCCCUUUCUGCCCCCCUCACCGCCUUCCACGGCCUCGCCUCCCUCUAUCUCCCCGCCCUCUCCCCCCUCGCCCCCCCUCCUCGCGCGUUGCACUGGUCAGUCUCUGGCCAUCGUCCCCAUUAUGUACCAGCUCCCUUUGCCCCCUUCGCAUCGACCCCGCUCCACGUGGACGCGCCUCUCACACACGGCCACCUCCGCGUCCACUCCCACCGCCCUGCACCCGCGCACGUCCAAGUGGCGCAGCCCCCACGUGCGCGCCAGUCCCACCCUAUCUGA
Molecule: messenger RNA, 315 nt
Organism: Closterium sp. Naga37s-1
Lineage: Eukaryota; Viridiplantae; Streptophyta; Zygnematophyceae; Desmidiales; Closteriaceae
Source: the annotation of a GenBank genome assembly